Chaetura pelagica (chimney swift) is the source of this 420-nucleotide messenger RNA. It is a transcript of the gene TMEM80, whose product is annotated as transmembrane protein 80. The transcript has 4 exons. Gene Ontology annotation, biological process: non-motile cilium assembly. Lineage: Eukaryota; Metazoa; Chordata; Aves; Apodiformes; Apodidae. The record is from RefSeq and is a predicted model, not a curated record. The coding region runs from base 1 to 420 and encodes 139 amino acids. Gene Ontology annotation, cellular component: ciliary transition zone.
AUGGCCUUUCUCUGGCAGAGUUUGCAGCUGUCAUCUGUUCCUUUACAGAUGCUUUUCUACAUAAAUGGGGUCUAUUACAUCUUCUACUUCUUGGCCACUCUGGCAAUGAUUGUUUAUAAAAGUCAAGUUUUCAGUUAUCCAGAUGAUUUCUUGAUUCCUGAUCUUGUCCUGCUUUUCCUGAUGGCCAUUCUUGAGGUGCUCCAGCUAUACUUGGGUUCAAAGGGCAACCUGACAGAAGAGGAGGCUCCCCUGGGGCUCAGUGUGGCCAUCACGGUGGGAAGUGUGCUGCUGUCUGUGUACUUCCUGGUGUGGCAAACCUACGUGCUGCGGGCAGACGUCGUCAUCAACGCUGUUCUGCUCUGCGCUCAUGGGCUGGAGGCAGCACUGAAGGUCGUCGCCAUUGCUGCCUUUGUCAGCUAA